This is a messenger RNA of Guillardia theta CCMP2712, 589 nucleotides long. RefSeq lists its product as hypothetical. The transcript has 8 exons. The record is from RefSeq and is a predicted model, not a curated record. NCBI's taxonomy places the organism in Eukaryota, Cryptophyceae, Pyrenomonadales, Geminigeraceae. The annotation marks the transcript as partial.
AUACGGUACAAGGGUGAUCGAUUACGUUGUCAAAUGAGCACAGCAAUUUUUCCCUUCCCGUCGCUUUAUCCUCUGAGGAAAGUUCCGACUGCAGUUUCAACAGCAUUCACGGUUGUAGCUACCUUGUCAUGCUUGAUAGCAGUUAUACUCUGCGUCCGCGAAACUGGCCUUGCUGAAUCUGUGUCUCUCACCAGCGGAAGAUUCGACUGGCGUAAACUACAAGAGAAGCAAGAGGGUGUCUUGGGCAAUGCGGGGUCGGACAGACAUAAAGAAUCCAAGAAGAAGAUCAAUUCUGAGGUCCAUCGUGAAUUGAGCAGCGUGUCCUCCACUUCUUUGGUUCAGAAAGCCGCAGCGGCGUGUGCUUCGGAUCCCAAAUGCAUCCCGUCAGUGGAUGAGCUAGUGAAGAGAGCAGCAGCAGCAUGCGCGACCGAUGCUUCUUGCGUCUGUGACUGGGGGAGGCACCCCAAACAGUGCUUCCUUUCCGAAGUCCAGCGUCAUCACGAGCUUGUUCGGUACUAGAUGCCAAGGCGUUAGAAGAGAGACUGAAGGCUCAAUCUGCGAUUGAAAAGAAGAAGCAGGCGAUUGAAAG